AUGGUGCCAGUUCCUUGGGAGUGCAUUGGGCUUUGUGUCCUGACCUACACGAUGGUCCACGUCUCCUGCCAGGUGAUCACCUGCUCUUUGCCCUUCUUGCCGGAGGACGCAGACUUCCAGGAGGGCUGGAACACGUCGGAUUGCGGCUUGGUGCUCGGUUUUGCGGCCCUCGCCGCAGCGCUGGGCUACGGGGUCCACGGUCCGCUGAUCGACCGCUUCGGGGUCGUCUUUGGCCUUUCUGUCGCUCUGGGAGGCUGCAGCUUGGGCGUGGCCUUGUUGGCCACGGCUGAGACGCGGGCUGCCUUCGUUUUGGGCAGCAUCCUCGUCCGCUUCUCCUACGCUGCUGGCUGGCCAGCGGAAAUGAAGGCGCUGAAACUGCUGGUGCCAGAGGAGUACCAGGGCAUGGCGGUGUCCACACUGGGCUUUGCCUCCCGCGGCGGGGCGAUCCUUGGUCGUGGCUUCUUCGGAGUCUUGCUGCGAAGCUUCACCUGGAGGCAGAUCGCUUGGCAGGCUGCGCAGCUCCUCUUCGUCGCCGGAGGAAUCGCAGUGCUCGUGAUGCGAGGGCUCCUCACCUCGGCGAGCAAGGCACGCAGCGAAGCCUCCCGAAGCCAAAGUCGAGCGAUCGGAGAUGUCUUGAAGGAGCCCUCGGUGUGGCUGGUGACGGGAGCCUUUGCCUUCCUCUGCCAUGUGCAGCACGCCGACGACUUCAUGCCCCUCCUGUUCCAGGGGCUUACGAAAUCCAAGAGCGUCGUCUUGUCCUGCGUUUAUCCAGGAGGCGGCAUCGCCGCCAUGGCCUUGAAUGCUUGGAAAGGAAAUCUCCUGCAGCGGCACCAGCGCGAGCAGCUCUAUGUCGCCAGCAGCAUUCUGGCUGCUGCACUGCUCGCGGUGCUCCUUUUCAUCGCGGCUGCCGAAGCGGAAGCGGAAGUAUCGCCGGGCACGGUGACCGUCGUGGCACUGACGCUGUUUCUUGUUGCCUUCUGUUGCGCUUUGCCGUACUACCUGGUCCCCAACCUUUUUGCUUUUGACUUGAUGGGCACAGAGUGUGCCACUCUGAUUGGUUUCUUCGAGUUGACGUCCUUCUGCAGCAUGAUGCCAGCGCACAUGGUGCUGCUGCACAUAGCUGGGACGAUGGGGUGGACGUAUGCGCUCCUGCAGAUGGUGUUGACCAUGUGCUGCGCAGCGAUUUUCCUGGCCCUUCUAAUACCAAAGUGGCGAGCACUUCUGGCCCGCCGCUUACCAGAGCGAGGCGAGCGGCUCGGCUCGCUCGGCUCGGCUGGAGCCGUCGAAGACGGCCAUGUUUCCAGCUACACCUCACUGCAAGACAAGCUCAGCUGA
Messenger RNA from Symbiodinium sp. CCMP2456, 1335 nucleotides. The record is from the annotation of a GenBank genome assembly. NCBI's taxonomy places the organism in Eukaryota, Dinophyceae, Suessiales, Symbiodiniaceae.